Messenger RNA from Penicillium robsamsonii, 1281 nucleotides. RefSeq names its product putative serine/threonine-protein phosphatase. Lineage: Eukaryota; Fungi; Ascomycota; Eurotiomycetes; Eurotiales; Aspergillaceae. Gene Ontology annotation, cellular component: cytoplasm. The transcript has 3 exons. Gene Ontology annotation, molecular function: phosphatase activity; endopolyphosphatase activity. Gene Ontology annotation, biological process: polyphosphate catabolic process. Bases 1 to 1281 code for a protein of 426 amino acids. The record is from RefSeq and is a predicted model, not a curated record.
AUGGCGUCUCGCGACUCCUACCCGCGCGACUUUGAGCCCAACAGCGCAGAAAACGACUUCCACCCGACCACAACCCACCAUCCCUCCUACUCAAAUCAAUUUGCACAAAAUCCUCGCCCAUUGAUUGAUUCUGCCAGAAAUGGAUGGCAAUCUAGAGACAUUGGAGGUCUCCAGCGCGGCUCCAGCUCGGCGGAUGACAUCAAAUCCCCGGGAUGGUCCCAGAUGGCUCUCUCAGUAGCUUCCGCGCCACGGUUUCGGCGUUGUGUGAUGAUCUACGCUGCAUUGUUUAUAUUUGUAUGCAUCGGUUGGCGGAUGCUUUCCUCGCGAAUACAAGAGCAAAACUCGCUAUUGCACUCACUCGAUCCGACAUCUAAGACAGAGAGAAUUGGGCUGUUCGGGGCAAAUUCGCCCCCUCAAUUCGACGGCUUGAUUCAGAUGCAUACAUUGGACCCAGACUUGGUGCCUGGGGAUCUAGUGGGAGUGGAUGCAGAGAAAUCUAGUCGGAAGCGGCUAAUUAUUGUGGGCGAUGUGCAUGGCUGUAAAGAGGAGUUGGUGCAACUUCUUGAAAAAGUCUCCUUCAACCAAAAAGGUGGCGACCAUCUUAUCUUUGUCGGUGACCUGAUCAACAAGGGACCAAACAGUCCAGGAGUCGUGGACUUAGCUCGACAGCUUUCGGCAUCUAGUGUCCGUGGGAACCACGAGGACCGGGUUUUGCUUCUUCGACAGGAGAUGGCGAAGACAAAAACUCUCGCAACCCCCGAUGACGAUGAAGGCUCUCGUUUUGACUCCAGAGAACUUGGCCAGCGUGCACUCGCGCGGUCUUUGAGCGACGAACAAGCUCAGUGGCUAGAAAACUGCCCAAUGAUCCUGAAUGUCGGCCAGGUUCCAGGCAUGGGCCAGGUGGUAGUCGUUCAUGCUGGUCUAGUGCCGGGCGUCGAGCUUGCGAAGCAAGACCCUGCUAGCGUGAUGACUAUGCGGACUAUUGAUCUAGAUACGCAUGUACCCAGUCCGAAAAAGAAGGGCAUGAAUUGGGCUAAAAUGUUUGAUAAACAUCAAUCAAAAUUAUACUCAAGCCUCGAGACUUCAACUGAAGAUCCUCUUGCGAACACCAUGACUGUUGUCUAUGGCCAUGAUGCUGCUACCUCUCUUUCUAUCCGCACAUUUACAAAGGGCCUUGACUCCGGUUGUGUGAAGGGGGGAAAACUCACAGCUUUGGUUAUAGAGGACGGCGGAAAGCAAAGUAUUGUACAGGUAUCGUGUCGUAAUCAUCUCAAGGAAUGA